AGCUUAUGUAGCUUAACCGUCCCCCGUCGUCCUCCCCUAUCCAAUCAAGUCAUUCUAGCUUCCAACAUCACCAGUUCGACCUAUGCACAGAUAUACAGAUACCUAACAGGCUACAACAUAUUACACCCCUUAACCCCGAAACCUCCAAAGGGACACAUCGCGAUCUUCACCAUCGAAUGGCCCCUUGAAAUGCGGCUGCCUACGCCGUCCUACGUCCACCAUGUCCGUUGAGAUCUGGCCUCCCAUCUCGCCGGACGAGCUUAAAAUCCAGGAAGAUGCCACUCAGGCCCGCGAACUAACCUGGCUCCUAACAACCCUACACACGACGCUCGCCCAACUAAAACAAGGCCUCGAAGACUGCAGCGCGCUCCUCUCCCCGGCAAACGACACAUCAGGCAGCACGCUCGCGCUCACCACGCCGCGAAACGAGACGGUGAAGGGCCACACGACACGCAUCGGCACGCGUCUCGUGCGCGGGCUCAUCCACCUGAAACUGCGCACCGUGCCGGCGCAGACACUAGUCCUCGACCCGGCGCUCCCGGUCCGCGUAGCCGCGCUAGUACGCCUAGAUGCGCUGCUCGCGGCGUCCGUGGGCUUGUGUGUAGGGAUAGAAGAACACGCGACGGAGCGGGGGACGCCGGAGGCGGCGUAUUUAGCGACGCAGCUGCGGUUGCUGGCGCUGCAUAUCGCGGAGGCGGUUGCGCUGGUGAGAGGGCCUCCGCACGCAGCUCCGCCGCCGUCUCCGUCGCCUUCGCUGCGGCGACCGCAGUCGAAUGCCGGGCGUCCUACGACGCCGAGACCUAGCACCAGCGCGUCUGGAACCACGAAUCCAAGCUCUAACUCACGAUUAUCCGCCGAACAGCAAAAGCAGCAGCAGCAGCAACAGCCUCCUUCAGAUAUAUCCUGGACCACCUCCUCGAUCUCACUAUCCCACUUCACCCCGCCGCUAAGCCGUAACCUAUCCAUAUACAUAACGAUCCAAGACGCGUCACUAGUCCUAUACCUCCGAGCCCUCGAACCCGCCGACGCCCCCGUAAACUUCGGGACCAAGCUCGCGCUCGCAAUCGGCACCACACGACGGCUAGAACACGACGAGGCAGAUCGGGUAUUCACCUACCGCUGCGACGAGUCGACCUCCAUCGAGGGCAUCGAAUCGCAUCCACAACCACAGCUAGAAGGAAGGAAAGGAGUCGAAGUCUACGUGCGCGAGAAAGUAUGCGUCGAGAGCGCGGACCCGAGUUUACUUUCGUUAUCAGCGAAGCUUACCGCGCUGGGGAACACGUUGGGACUUGCGAGGAGGAAUUUAGCUGCUGUCAUGGGGGAGGAGGUAGAGGAUUAAUAUACAUAAAAGCCUAGGGUUGAAUAGGACCCACUGCAUUAUGGCGGGAAAACAACACAUGAAUAUGAAGCGUAGCUAAAAACAAGCGAAAUGAUUCGCAUUGCUACCAGUCAAACAACGGUCAUAUCCCUCGGAACUUGAAUGUUCAGAUUUUCCAACCCGAGUUUUCGUGAAACGACUUCCGAUCUCAGCGGUAAUA
Messenger RNA from Annulohypoxylon maeteangense, 1538 nucleotides. Its product is annotated as RAVE subunit 2/Rogdi. The transcript is spliced from 3 exons. The coding region runs from base 221 to 1339 and encodes 372 amino acids. Gene Ontology annotation, cellular component: RAVE complex. The record is from RefSeq and is a predicted model, not a curated record. NCBI's taxonomy places the organism in Eukaryota, Fungi, Ascomycota, Sordariomycetes, Xylariales, Hypoxylaceae.